AGAUCAAGAUGCAGAAUGCGCUGUAGCGAAAGCUGGGGUGAAAGGAAACGGUGAAAGAAAUCUCAGAUCACUUUAGAAAAGAUCACUUUUGGGGGAGCGCACCCAAACCACACCGUUUCCGUACCUUGGUGGUAACUGGUAACUUCCCUCGGCCCAUGGCGAUCUCCGGCGAGGAGAGGUACGCGCCCGCUGGCGGCGACUCCAGCGGCGGGAAGCUCUGGAACCUCUGCCGCAUGCCCUUCCGGCAGGCCGGCGGAGCGCCGGCGCCGGCGCCGCCUCCGUCGUCUUCCGGGAUCCACCAUUCCGCUGGCCGGUACGGCCACGAGGCGACCGUCACCGGGGACGGCGCGGGAGGAGGCGCACAGGGGGCGUCGGCCGGGUCGAUCUCGUCCGUGGCCAAGUCGCUGCUGCCGGCGCGCCGCCGCCUCCGGCUCGAUCCGGCCAACAAGCUCUACUUCCCAUAUGAACCAGGAAAGCAGGUGAAGAGUGCAAUCAGGAUAAAGAAUGCAAGCAAGUCUCAUGUAGCAUUUAAGUUUCAAACAACUGCACCUAAGAGUUGUUUCAUGCGCCCACCUGGAGCCAUCCUUUCCCCUGGAGAGACUAUCAUAGCAACUGUUUUCAAGUUUGUGGAGCACCCAGAGAAUAAUGAGAAUGUUCUACAGAAGUGCAAGGUCAAAUUCAAAAUUUUGAGCUUGAAGGUCAAGGGUCCGAUGGAAUAUGCACCAGAACUGUUUGAUGAGCAGAAGGAUCAAGCUGUCGUUGAGAAGAUCCUGAGGGUUGUUUUCUUGGAUGUUGAUAAUCCAGGCCCUCAACUGGAAAAACUUAACAAUCAAUUGGCUGAGGCAGAAGCUGCACUUGAGGCACGUAAGAAACCUCCGGAAGAAAAUGGCCCAAAAAUUGUUGGUGAAGGGCUUGUCAUUGAUGAAUGGAAAGAGCGGAGGGAAAGAUACCUCGCGCAACAGCAGGUUGAAGUGGCCGAUUCGGUGUAAAUUGUACGGGAAAGAUACCUCGCGCAACAGCAGGUUGAAGUGGCCGAUUCGGUGUACAUUGUACCUUCUGCUGCUUCAGAAUCUAUGCAUGUGGCUUCAGCAAGGGCUGUGACAUUCUUGUAAACUAGGUUUUGCGGUAGUGUAGUGUAUGGUAGUCUAGGGUUGUGCUUGCAGGAUGAGUCCCAAAGGACAAGCUAACCUCCGGUAUCUUCAGUACUUCCUGUGUAACUGUGUUAACAAAUGUGUCGUUGGUGGAUGAGUAUCAGAACAAAAUAAAGCAUAUAUUUGUCGGAACA
Messenger RNA from Phragmites australis (common reed), 1285 nucleotides. RefSeq names its product vesicle-associated protein 4-2-like. The transcript has 7 exons. Lineage: Eukaryota; Viridiplantae; Streptophyta; Magnoliopsida; Poales; Poaceae. The coding region runs from base 156 to 989 and encodes 277 amino acids. The record is from RefSeq and is a predicted model, not a curated record. Gene Ontology annotation, biological process: endoplasmic reticulum membrane organization. Gene Ontology annotation, cellular component: plasma membrane; endoplasmic reticulum membrane.